Pleurotus ostreatus (oyster mushroom) is the source of this 192-nucleotide messenger RNA. RefSeq lists its product as uncharacterized. NCBI's taxonomy places the organism in Eukaryota, Fungi, Basidiomycota, Agaricomycetes, Agaricales, Pleurotaceae. The transcript is spliced from 2 exons. The coding region runs from base 1 to 192 and encodes 63 amino acids. The record is from RefSeq and is a predicted model, not a curated record.
AUGCCGGUAGUCGAAACCGAGCAGACUGGCGAGCAAGCCAACUCGGCCUAUGUCCAGAGGUCGGUUGAUACCUUGCCUGUAGCUGCUGGCGGGAACCACAACGCAAAUGGUGGGAGCUACAACAGCGGGAACUACAACACCAACAAGGGGAGUGGGUCUAACGGGAACAUCGGCAACGGCGGCAGCGCCUAG